Molecule: messenger RNA, 1392 nt
Organism: Empidonax traillii (willow flycatcher)
Lineage: Eukaryota; Metazoa; Chordata; Aves; Passeriformes; Tyrannidae
Gene: ZC3H15
Product: zinc finger CCCH-type containing 15
Exons: 10
Coding region: 49-1341 (430 amino acids)
Biological process (GO): cytoplasmic translation
Cellular component (GO): cytosol
Molecular function (GO): metal ion binding; mRNA binding
Source: RefSeq, a predicted model, not a curated record
CCCAUUCCCGAGCUGCUCCCGGCCCUUUCCCGGCCUCCCCGCCCCGCCAUGCCCCCCAAGAAGCAGCAGCAGCCGGCGGGGGGCAGCAAGAAGGCGGACCAGAAGAAGAAGGAGAAGAUCAUCGAGGACAAAACAUUUGGCCUGAAGAAUAAAAAAGGUGCAAAGCAGCAGAAGUUCAUCAAGGCUGUGACUCACCAGGUAAAGUUUGGUCAGCAAAAUCCACGCCAGGCUGCUCAAACAGAAAGUGAGAAGAAAUUAAAAAAAGAAGACAAGAAAAAGGAAUUGCAAGAAUUAAAUGAGCUUUUCAAGCCUGUGGUUGCUGCACAGAAAAUUAGCAAAGGUGCUGACCCCAAAUCUGUAGUGUGUGCUUUCUUCAAGCAAGGCCAGUGCACUAAAGGGGACAAGUGCAAGUUUUCUCAUGAUUUGUCUCUGGAAAGGAAGUGUGAGAAACGGAGUGUCUACAUUGAUGCCAGAGAUGAAGACCUUGAGAAAGAUACAAUGGACAACUGGGAUGAGAAGAAGCUGGAAGAAGUGGUGAACAAGAAGCAUGGUGAGGCGGAAAAGAAAAAACCCAAAACCCAAAUAGUCUGCAAAUAUUUCCUUGAUGCCAUUGAAAACAACAAAUAUGGCUGGUUUUGGGUCUGUCCCGGCGGAGGAGACAACUGCAUGUAUCGCCACGCCCUGCCCCCAGGCUUUGUGUUAAAAAAGGACAAAAAGAAGGAGGAAAAGCAAGAUGAAAUCUCCUUAGAAGACCUAAUAGAAAAAGAGCGUGCAGCCUUAGGACCAAAUGUUACCAAAAUUACUCUAGAGUGUUUUAUUGCCUGGAAGAGAAGAAAAAGACAAGAAAAAAUUGAUAAGGCUGAGCAAGAUAUGGAGAGGAGGAAAGCAGAUUUCAAAGCUGGCAAAGCAUUGGUGAUUAGUGGACGUGAAGUGUUUGAGUUCCGGCCAGAGCUGGUUGAUGCAGAUGAUGAAGAAGCAGAUGACACCCAUUAUGUUCAGGGAGCAGGAGAUGAUGAUGAGAUGGAAGACCCUGUGUGCAUAAAUGAUGUGGAUUUGAACCUGUAUGUCCCCAAGGCAGUGGAGGAGACUGGGAUUACAGUGGCUAGUCCUGAGCGGUUCAGCACCUACACUUUGGUAGAAAAGGAUGAUAAUAAAUUAAGUGAAGCUUCUGGUGGUGAUAUAAACAGCAGCGAGCAAAAUGAUUUAGAGGAAGACAAUGAUGGAGAUGGGGAAUUGGAAAAUGGAGUAAUUGAUGCUGUUCCAGUUGAUGAAAAUCUGUUUACUGGAGAGGACUUGGAUGAACUAGAAGAAGAACUAAACACUCUUGAUUUAGAAGAAUGAACUAAAAAGCUCCAGCGAGGAAUUAAAUCUAUGUGACAAAGUGAAAACUGA